UUGCCAUUAACGAUCCUUUCAUUGAUCUCGCCUACAUGGUCUACAUGUUCAAGUACGACUCCACCCAUGGCCGCUACAAAGGCAGCGUUGAGGCUAAGGAUGGCUUCUUGAUUGUUGAUGGUCACAAAAUCACCGUCUAUAACAGCAUGAAGCCUGAGGAGAUCAAGUGGGGUGAGGCUGAGGCCGAGUACGUCGUUGAAUCCACUGGUGUUUUCACCACUGUUGAUAAGGCCUCUCUUCAUUUGAAGGGUGGCGCCAAGAAGGUUGUCAUCUCGGCUCCUUCUGCUGAUGCUCCCAUGUUUGUCUGCGGAGUCAACUUGGAUGCCUACAAGCCCGAAUACACCGUCGUCUCCAACGCCUCCUGCACCACCAACUGCUUGGCCCCUCUUGCUAAGAUCAUUCACGACAACUUCGGUAUCACUGAGGCUUUGAUGACUACCGUGCAUGCCACUACAGCCACCCAGAAGACUGUCGAUGGUCCUUCCUCCAAGGACUGGCGCGGUGGACGUGGCGCCGGUGCCAACAUCAUUCCCUCUUCUACCGGUGCUGCCAAGGCUGUUGGCAAAGUCAUUCCUGAGCUCAAUGGCAAGUUGACUGGUAUGGCCUUCCGCGUCCCUACUCCCGAUGUUUCCGUUGUUGACUUGACUGCCCGCUUGUCCAAGCCUGCCUCUUAUAAUGAUAUUAAGGCUGCCAUCAAGAAGGCUGCUGAGGGCGAGAUGAAGGGCAUCAUGGCCUACACUGAGGAUGAAGUUGUCUCCACUGACUUUAUUGGCGACACUCACUCCUCCAUCUUUGAUGCCAAGGCCGGUAUUGCUUUGUCUGAUACCUUUGUCAAGCUCGUCUCCUGGUACGAUAACGAAGUUGGUUACUCUACUCGUGUUGUCGAGUUGAUCGAGUAUAUGUACUCCAAGGAUCACUAAAUCCCUAAUAGCCUGGUGGCGUCUGUAUGCUCGUUCGAUAUUGCAAAAAUGAGUUUGUUUUAAAAUAAGAUCAAUAAUACUUUUGUAAAUAAAAAAUGAAAUAAAAAACUCUUUUAAUCGACG
Lobosporangium transversale is the source of this 1043-nucleotide messenger RNA. Its product is annotated as glyceraldehyde-3-phosphate dehydrogenase. Gene Ontology annotation, molecular function: NAD binding; NADP binding; oxidoreductase activity, acting on the aldehyde or oxo group of donors, NAD or NADP as acceptor. Bases 36 to 920 code for a protein of 294 amino acids. NCBI's taxonomy places the organism in Eukaryota, Fungi, Mortierellomycota, Mortierellomycetes, Mortierellales, Mortierellaceae. The transcript is spliced from 3 exons. Gene Ontology annotation, biological process: glucose metabolic process. The record is from RefSeq and is a predicted model, not a curated record.